Molecule: messenger RNA, 1615 nt
Organism: Marmota monax (woodchuck)
Lineage: Eukaryota; Metazoa; Chordata; Mammalia; Rodentia; Sciuridae
Gene: Tarbp2
Product: TARBP2 subunit of RISC loading complex
Exons: 10
Coding region: 240-1337 (365 amino acids)
Biological process (GO): regulation of viral transcription; regulation of siRNA processing; regulation of miRNA processing
Cellular component (GO): RISC-loading complex
Molecular function (GO): siRNA binding; pre-miRNA binding; double-stranded RNA binding
Source: RefSeq, a predicted model, not a curated record
UCCCAGAAGGCGGUGCAGCCAGCCAGAGCGAGCCUCGCGGAGGGUUGUGGGGCGGGUAGCUCCCCUCUACAUGAAGACUCAUGAAGUAGGGUAGGCGGAGGACUCCAUAUCCCAGCAUGCCCCGCGGCGGGCCCUACCGGCCGCUAUUCCGGGCUUGGCCCCGGCCCUAGCUCGUCGGCGGAAUACUGGGGCGCGUGGAAGCUGUAGUCACGGUGGCGCCCGUAGGGACGGAGGAGGGAAUGAGCGAAGAGGAGCAGGGCUCCGGCACUACCACGGGCUGCGGGCUGCCCAGUAUAGAGCAAAUGCUGGCCGCCAACCCCGGCAAGACCCCGAUCAGCCUUCUUCAGGAAUAUGGGACCAGAAUAGGGAAGACGCCUGUGUACGACCUUCUCAAAGCCGAGGGCCAAGCCCACCAGCCUAAUUUCACCUUCCGGGUCACCGUUGGCGACACCAGCUGCACUGGUCAGGGCCCCAGCAAGAAAGCAGCCAAGCACAAGGCAGCUGAGGUGGCCCUCAAACACCUCAAAGGGGGGAGCAUGCUGGAGCCGGCCCUGGAGGACAGCAGUUCUUUUUCUCCCCCAGACUCUUCACUGCCUGAGGAGGUUCCGGUUUUUGCUGCUGUGGCAGUUGCUGCUCCUGUUCCAUCCACUAUCUUAAUCAGGAGCCCCCCCAUGGAGAUGCAACCCCCUGUCUCCCCUCAGCAGUCUGAGUGCAACCCCGUUGGUGCGCUGCAGGAGCUGGUGGUGCAGAAAGGCUGGAGAUUGCCAGAGUACACAGUGACCCAGGAAUCCGGGCCAGCCCACCGCAAAGAGUUCACUAUGACCUGCCGAGUGGAGCGUUUCAUUGAGAUUGGCAGUGGCACUUCUAAAAAGCUGGCCAAGCGUAAUGCAGCGGCUAAAAUGCUGCUUCGAGUGCACACAGUGCCUCUGGAUGCCCGGGACGGCAAUGAGGCGGAGCCUGAUGACGAUCACUUCUCCAUUGGUGUGGGCUCCCGCCUGGAUGGACUUCGCAACCGGGGCCCAGGCUGCACCUGGGAUUCUCUGCGAAAUUCUGUGGGAGAGAAGAUCCUGUCUCUUCGCAGUUGCUCCCUGGGCUCCCUAGGUGCUUUGGGCUCUGCCUGCUGCAGUGUACUCAGUGAGCUCUCUGAGGAGCAGGCCUUCCAUGUCAGCUACCUGGAUAUUGAGGAACUGAGCCUGAGUGGUCUCUGCCAGUGCCUAGUGGAACUGUCCACCCAGCCAGCCACUGUAUGUCAUGGCUCUGCAACCACCAGGGAGGCAGCCCGAGGUGUGGUUUGUUCAGCACUGACACUGAAAAGCAGGAGGGGAGAUUUAAAAUAAAUGCAGCAGAACAUGUCACCUGACGGGUUCACCAGUCUAUCACUGAGGAAAUGGGAAUCUUGUAGCUUAAAACAUUUUCUCAUUCUUCUCUGGCAGCCAGUUUUGGAAGACAAAAUAAAAAAGGAGGCUGGCAGUUAUUCUGUAUACGUAUUUAAGAUGAAGGCAGAAGAGGUGAAGAAAAGGACAUUCUUGGAUUUGGCAGAUGGCAGAAGGUGGCUCUGGGACAACUAGAAGGGUUUCAUACUGAAAGGCUAUUAAAACUGACCUAUCUAUCAGUA